AUGGUUGCCGAGAGACUGAAGCGUGCGAGUGCUGUACCUCGCUGUGGCGAUACGGUACGGCCAGAAAAAUUUUAUUAGUAACACAUAACUGUAUGUAUUAGAAAAAUGUUAAAAUAAUGUCUACGAGCCCCUUACCACUUCAGCUGGCCCACUUCAAGAUUUGUACCAAAAUAUGCCUUUAUAAACUAAACAUGCCGAAACUAUUUACUUCUAAAACAAUUUAUUUUCUCAAAAACAUUUCAGAUACAC
Messenger RNA from Acanthoscelides obtectus, 249 nucleotides. NCBI's taxonomy places the organism in Eukaryota, Metazoa, Arthropoda, Insecta, Coleoptera, Chrysomelidae. The record is from the annotation of a GenBank genome assembly.